This is a messenger RNA of Coccidioides posadasii C735 delta SOWgp, 1959 nucleotides long. RefSeq names its product succinate dehydrogenase flavoprotein subunit. Gene Ontology annotation, biological process: mitochondrial electron transport, succinate to ubiquinone; tricarboxylic acid cycle. The record is from RefSeq and is a predicted model, not a curated record. Gene Ontology annotation, molecular function: electron transfer activity; succinate dehydrogenase (quinone) activity; flavin adenine dinucleotide binding. Lineage: Eukaryota; Fungi; Ascomycota; Eurotiomycetes; Onygenales; Onygenaceae.
AUGAACGGAUGUAGCUCCCACGGCCUCGGCAGGCGGAUACCACAACAUAAGACAAACCCGCACCACAUCGUAUAUAGUGCCAAAGGAAAUAGAAGGUCGUUCAUCUCAUCCGCUCCUGUAUGCGCUGUGGAACAGGUUUCACAAGGGUUCAGCGACGGAACGCGCCAUUUCAACAUCAUAGAUCAUAGAUAUGAUGCAAUUGUCAUUGGUGCGGGGGGAGCUGGGCUCAUGGCUGCCGUGGGAUUGGCAGAAAGCGGGUUGGAAACAGCAUGCAUAACGAAACUGUUUCCAACCAGGUCCCACACAGUCGCCGCUCAGGGCGGAAUUAACGCUGCCUUGGGAAAUAUGACGGAAGAUGACUGGCGAUGGCAUAUGUAUGACACGGUCAAGGGCUCGGAUUGGCUGGGCGACCAAGACGCAAUUCACUAUAUGUGUAGAGAGGCUCCCAGGACCAUUCUUGAGCUGGAGGCAUACGGGAUGCCCUUUUCGAGAACAGCAGAGGGUAAAAUAUAUCAGCGGCCCAUCGGAGGCCAGUCCCUAAAGUAUGGCACUAGUGGCCAGGCAUACAGGACAGCAUGUGCUGCAGAUCGCACAGGCCAUGCUAUGUUGCAUACACUCUAUGGACAGUCACUAAAGCACAAUUGUAAUUUCUUCAUCGAAUUCUUUGUGCUCGACUUGAUGAUGAUUGAUGGCACCUGCGUUGGGGCGGUGGCGUUAGAUAUGGAAACCGGAACCCUCCAUCGGCUGUUCAGCAGGAAUACUAUUCUAGCCACUGGCGGUUAUGGUCGUGCGUACUUUUCUUGCACGUCAGCCCAUACCAGCACAGGAGAUGGCUGCGCCAUGGCGUCUCGAGCUGGACUUCCGCUUCAAGAUAUGGAAUUUGUGCAAUUCCAUCCGAGCGGUAUAUAUGGUGCUGGCGUUCUAAUAACCGAGGGCGCACGCGGCGAAGGAGGGUAUCUAUUGAAUUCAAAAGGAGAAAGAUUUAUGGAGCGCUACGCCCCCACGGCCAAGGACCUGGCCAGCCGUGAUGUUGUCGCUCGUUCAAUGAACAUGGAGAUACGCGAAGGUCGUGGCGUUGGAGCCGAGAAAGAUCAUAUUUAUCUCCAGUUGUCUCACUUACCGCGUGACUUGAUCCUCGAAAGGCUGCCUGGCAUAGCGGAAACAGCAUCGAUUUUUGCAGGAAUCGAUAUUACAAAAGAGCCAAUCCCCGUGCUUCCCACGGUCCACUACUGCAUGGGUGGUAUCCCCACUAAUUACAGAGGCCAGGCCCUCGAUAUAAACCCAAUUACUGGUAAAGAAAAGCCAGUUCCAGGCCUUUAUGCUGUUGGAGAGACGGCAUGCGUCAGUGUUCACGGCGCCAACAGACUCGGAGCAAACUCUCUUCUCGACCUUGCUGUUUUCGGUAGGGCCAGCGCCCAACACAUUUCAGAAAACAACGAAAAGGGGAUGCCCCAUGCUCCCGUACCAAAAGACAUCGGGAUGUCCUCCUUUGAAGACAUGGAGAGGAUUCGUAAAUCAGAUGGUAGCAGACUAACAGCGGGGCUUCGCCUCGAUAUGCAAAGAGCCAUGCAGUCGGACGUUGCGGUUUUCCGAACUGAAGAUUCCCUUAAGUCUGGAGUAUCCCGGGUUCAGCGAGUAGACCAGGCUUUCAAGAACGAUGUCUGCGUCAAAGAUAAAUCCCUGAUUUGGAACUCAGACCUGAUUGAGACCCUUGAGAUGCGAAAUUUGCUCACGUGUGCCGCACAGACUGCGAAGGGCGCCCAGGAGAGAAAAGAAAGUCGCGGUAGCCACGCACGAGAAGAUUUUACUGAACGGGAUGAUGAGCGGUUCCUGAAGCAUAGCUUGACGUGGCAGAACGGGACGGCAGAAGACGUUCGAGUAGGAUAUCGCGACGUUAUCUUCGCGACUUUGGAUGAAGAUGAAUGUCCGUCGGUCCCGCCCAAAACGAGAACUUACUGA